AUGAUUCCACCGAAUACUUCGCUGGUAAAAUAUGACAAUCCAGUUCUUGUAAGCAGGAACACAGACAAGAAAUCACCAAGGGUAAGUUGAUAUCUUUCAAAUAUGGCGUCGUCACGCUGACCAUUUGCAUGUUGAGCAGUUUGUUUCCAAGUUGUUCCGCUUGAAAUUUCGAGUUUUGCUGUCCUGAAUAUAAUAAAGAAUAGUGUUAUUUUUACUCCUAAAGCUUUUAAGAAAGGUUACACACGGUUUUUUACUUGCUAAUGCAGUUAAAUACAACAAAAAUUGUGAAGAUAUAAUGUCAAAAUGUGGUUUAGAUGUAACUUUGUUAGCUUCAAUAAACUGUUGAAGUAGACUUUCUUUCUGUCUGUAGGCUCGUUCCCUAAAAGUUAGCCAACAGCAGGGUUCAGGAAAUGCUGGAGCAGGACCAGUUCCUCAGCCACCUCGAACCAAUAAACUUCCACCAAUGGAUGCACAGAAAAAUCAACAGACGGAUGAGAUACUCAAUGCUAUUUUGCCACCCAGGUUGGGCCUGACUAGUAAUUUUAAAAUAAGUAUGAUAUCUUGAGUGCAUCAGCUUGGUUCAAAUAAUCAAUUGAUACUCAAGGAUAAACUUUUGUUAAGUUUAUCUGAAUACCUAGAAUGGGAAUGUGAAUAUGGGGAUAAAUACACUUACAUAAUGGAAACUGCAGAAAUUGAAAUGUAAAUGAAGAUAAUUAUGCCUCACGCAGUUGUAAUAGCAAUGUAUUUUAUCGGGGAGGGAGGGGGGUUUCAAGAGGAUUCAAAUGAACAGAUUCCACAUGAACAUUUUGGUACUCUCCUUUAACUAAGCUAUGCAUGAAGACUAAUCACUGUACAUUGGUAGCCUGUGAGCAAGCUCUUUAAUCAUGGCAAGCAAAGCAAAGUUUGUAGUGAACAUAAUUACACACGUGGCUUUUCAUUAGGUUGUACUUUCAAUGUCACCAAAUACUUAUUAGUAAGUUUUUAUUGCUAUGUUAUGACAGAGAGUGGACAGAAAAUGGACAGUUAUGGGUACAACAGGUGUCUAGCACUCCAGCCACAAGAUUAGAUGUUGUCAAUCUGCAGGUACAUACACAUACUCUUACUCUUAUAAAAUUCAUGAAGGACGUUGGAAAUUUAACUCUUUUAAAGUAAUGCAAUAUUAUUGUUGUAAUUCUGACACUUACACUUUAACCUCAAUUUGGGUAUUGCACCUUUAACAAGAAAGUUUUGCCAAACUUUGUCUUGUUUUUUUUUUUCCCUCAGUAAUAUUAUAUUGCAUGGUAUUAUGAAAUAAUUUUAAUUUCAGCUUAUGUCAGUGUAAACUUACUGUAUUUAGGAGCAACUUGACAUGCGUCUUCAACAGCGACAAGCAAGGGAAACAGGAAUCUGUCCUGUUAGGAGAGAGCUUUACUCACAAUGCUUUGGUGAGCUUUUAUGUUUAAAAUUGUUUUACGCUGUAAAAAAUGUUAUUUUAUAGUGUGUCAAAUUUGUCACAGUCAAGUCUUUCUAUCAUAAGACUGAAGGCUGGCACCGCAAAAGAACUGAAGUGUCUGCAUGAUGGCCUAUAGGAGAUCACUAGAAUGAAUGUCACUCCACAGUCAAAGAAAAUUAUUUAAGAAUAGCCGGGCUCAACUCUAGCUGUCUGCUACGGGAUGGUGUCCAACUACAUGAUUGUACUGUAUAAGCUUUCUCAUUAUUAUGGACACCAAAGGGACAGAACCUUGUGUCCCCUUUUUAGAGCUGACAAUCCGUAUUAGAUACUGAGGAACCUAUCAAGUAUGCAAGGAUAUGCAGUAAAAUUGUGGAGUUGUCCCUAAGCAAUUUUUUUAGUAAUUGUAGUAGAAGCUACAAUCCUGGACAAUAGUCCUUGGGACAGUACUGCAAUAUCCUAUUUUUCUGUUAUUUCUCGAUCCCUCUUAAAACAGUGCAUCAUUUUCGAAUUUUUUUUGCAGUUCUCCCUCCCCCUACCCUAUACAAAGUUGAAAUGCGGAAAAAAUUCUGGAUACACGCGUCCAACAUUGUUUGUGGGGUGAGGGGAGGGGUUGGACCUGUGUGAAUUGGAAAACUCCCCAGAAACACAAAAGUGUCCCAAGACUUUUGUCCAUGAUUGUAGUUACUAUGUCUGCAACUCUUAAAUUCAUAAUAUUAUUAUUAAGAGUAUUGACAUGUAUAGUCUAUGCAUAGAGAGGUACUUUAAUAGACCAUGUCUUGUAUUUUAUCCAUUUUAGAUGAGCUGAUUCGCCAGGUGACAAUUAACUGUGCAGAGCGUGGCCUUCUGUUGCUGAGGUAUGUUAACUUUAUGCAUAUUAAAUUUUGCACUGUUCUGAAAAAUUGAAUGAAGUCCUUUUUGUCGACUAAAGUUCAACAUAUUUUGGUUUGAAGAUUCUUCGGUGUCAAGUUAGAAUAGAAUAUAAUAUAAUGUAUAAGAAGAGAUGUGAUCUUUCAAUAUAAAUUAUAAGCUGGCCUUUAUAUCAGGCUGAUAUCUGGUUGAUUGCUGUGAGUCCCAAGGUUAGCAGCACACUAAUCUUUAGGUGUCCUGUGGUUUCUUAGGUAGUUCCUGCCAUUAUUUAGGUAUUACAUAAUACAAUCUGAAUAAAUUUAAUUUAUAAUUUUUGUCAGGAUGAUUUUUAGCAAUUAUGUUUGCCAUCAAUGCCAUCAUAACUCAAUUUGAACAGCUGGGAAGUUCUAUUGGUUCUAAUUUCCUUUUGUUUCAACCCAUGGAAGUAUCUGUUCCUAGUAGCUGGGAGUAUUGUAAGGCCCCAGCCCUUAGUGACGGUAACCUGUCAAUGUAAUCAAUUUUUUGUUUUUGCUGCAGAGUGCGUGAUGAGAUAAGAAUGACCAUUGCUGCUUACCAGACUUUGUAUGAGAGCAGGUGGGUGCAGACUUAUAAAGCUUUUAUCCCUUAUGGUGGCAAGUUGAACAAAAUGAAAAUAAAAAAACAAUUCCUUCUCUCUUUCUUUUUUUUUUAAUCCUAAGAAGUUGGUUCUAAUUGCAAAAGCUUUACCGUUUCAACAGAUUUAAAAUUUACAGUAGCGUGACAAACUAAAAAUCUUUCCAUAAUGUGAUUAAGGACAGAAGGGUUAAUACCUGUAGUGAAUAGUGGAAGGUGAUAUGUAGCUUAUGACUUAUUUCACAUUUCUCAUUUUCUAAAAAGUAGCUGUUUAAUACCUGAAGGGUUUACGGGGCUGUCAUUAAGAUGUGGGGGCUGGGGAACCAAACGAAAUCCCUAGCUGUUUGAUUCCCCACAUACGUGUUUCAUUUACCCAGCAACUUGAAAUCUUAGUAGUAGAGUGACAAAAAUCAAUAAUAAUCUUUCCAUAAUGUGAUUUAGGACAGAAGGGUUAAUACCUGUAGUGAAUAGUGGAAGUUGAUAUGUAACACAAUAUGAGUUAUUUCACAUUAAUUCUCAUUUUCUAAAAAGCAGCUGUUUAAUACUAGAAGGGUUGACAGGGCUGUCAUUUAAGAGGCGGGACUGGGGAUUUCCCUCGGGUACUAUGAAUGUAGUUCCCAGCUACUUUCACUGGAAAAUAGAAGAAACAUGGAACCAAACGAAAUCCCUAGCUGUUUGAUUCCCCGCCUACUUGUUGUAUUUACCCAGCAACUUGAAUCUUAGUAUAGUGACAACCCUGGGUUUAAUGAAAAUAAUAAUAAUAACAUAGGAAAAAAAUUAAGUGUUAAGUGCCUAAGGCUUAAAUAUACCAUGAGGUUUUUGAGUUAGACCCCGAACACUGACUCUAACUACAUUAAUGUAAGUGUUGUCAAACCAAGCAGUCAGGACCAGUGUACCUGUAGUUAAACAUUUCUGUUUGGGUUUCCUGUGGUUGGUUUUAAAGGGGUUUAAUGAGCUGGUAGAUCAUGUUUACUAUUCAUUUUCUUGCAGUGUUGCAUUUGGCAUGAGGAAAGCUCUUCAAGCAGAGCAAGGGAAAGCAGAUAUGGAAAGAAAGGUUUGUCAAAGAGUGCUAAACUAGUACUACAUAAUUUUUUAACACUACAAAUAACAAUGCCGUUUGAAACUACAAUGAAAAUGCGCCCGUCAGUUUUGGUUGCACGUGAAAUAUAUAAAUGCCUCUUCGAAAAUACCAUGAUAUUCUCAAAUUACCUUUUGGCUGUAAACUUGAUGCUCUCAUUAUUUUAUUUCCACAAACUGCGCAUGCAAGUGCCAAUUUCCAGAAAUACGCUCAAGUAUUUAACAAGUAUUUAUUUGGACAAACUGAAGCAUUACAUCACUUGCAAAUCGUACACAAAAGUUUUAACUUUUUGAAUUAAAAUUCAAAAGUAAAGUUUACAUGAAGCACUCACCAAACGGCAACAUUUAAGAAUAUUAUGGUAUUUUUGUAAGUGGCCUAUAACAUUCAAUGAACCCUUAAAAUAAUAAACAAAUAACUAAAUAAUUCUAUUUACCCAUAGAUUCAAGAACUUGAAGGUGACAAAAGAGACCUUGAAAGGCAAGUCAAUGAACUGAAAGCCAAGUGUGAUGCUAUUGAGAAACGUGAGGCUGAAAGAAGGGCAGUAGACGAGAAGAAACAUGCGGAGGAAAUUACGUUCUUAAAGAAGAACAACCAACAGCUUAAGGUACCAUCAAUACUGUGAAUCCCAUACAUCCAUAUGUCGCCCGCAAUAAACUUACUUUUUUCUUUCAGACCCAGCUGGAAGGCAUCAUUGCUCCAACAAAGAAGUAACUUUCAAUGUACCAACAACAUGAAUUAUUUUGAUGAAGUUGGUUGUGUAAAUUUUUGGAAACAACAGUUGUUUCCUGUUCUGUUGUUGCAGCUGUUAUUUACCCGUGCACAUGUAAUUAUACAGUAGUGGCGCUGUGCUUUCUGUGUAAUUUGUAUCCAUUUCAUCCUUUUAGACUAUUAAGACCAUGCUUUUGUUGUUGUUCAAUAAUUGUAUUUUCUUGCAAUUGUAUUUUCUUGCAAAGUAAUUGGAACUUAUAAAAUGGGUAUAUUGAGAUUCUUUAAGGUUGUUUUGCUGUAGAUAUGAGUAACCUUGCUGUAACUGAUCUUAGAUUUUUUGGCUGGACGAUAAAUAAACUUACAGUUGUUGUAAGUAUGUAAUAAAUCUGCUAAAGCGUGCUGAUUUUUACUUCAAAUAGCCUGCGCGACAGGCGUUAUUUUUUUGCGUUUUUCAGGAGAGCAAAGGCGCGCGUGUCUGGCGCCUCUCGUUCGCUUCACGCUUGCCUUUGCUCUCCUAAAUUUAAACGCAAAAAAGAUAACGCUUGUUAUGCAGCCCAGCCUCAAACAGCAAAAUUACCGUGAUUUGCAUUCUUCAAUGAUUUUAUGAGUCCUUAAAAUCCCUUUGACUCACGGGAGGGUUGUUUUGCCGAACACCGAGUGCCAAAUAUCUCUGAAGUUAAAUGAUUAUGCUGUUUAGAAACUGAGUGAGUCAAGUUCGUUUUUAUGGUCGUUGUUUAGGGCGAACUAAACUUGAACUUGAGCCAGAGAUGAAACACAUGCGGUCAUAAACAUUGUGAGCUUACGCAUUUUUAUAAAAACUUGACGUUUCGUAUGUUGUUCAACGUACAUUUUCAAAAUAACAUUCACUAUCGGCAAGAUAAAAGAAACAUUGAUUAUACAAGAUCUUAAACCAGCC
Porites evermanni is the source of this 5592-nucleotide messenger RNA. The record is from the annotation of a GenBank genome assembly. NCBI's taxonomy places the organism in Eukaryota, Metazoa, Cnidaria, Anthozoa, Scleractinia, Poritidae.